ACAAAACCCUAACCCUAUUUAAACCGUAGAAAAUCCUCCAAAUGCAUUUUCCGUCUCUCCACAGCCAUGGCCAACAGAUCUCUCCUCCUCUCUCUCCUCAUCCUCCUCUCCCUCUCCAUCUCUGUCUUCUCUCACGGUGGAUCCCACGAUCACGACGAUGGCGACGCGGAUGCGGCAUCGGACGGUCACGAUCUGAGAUCGAGGCCACUGAUUCUCGUCAAGAUCUGGUGCUUGAUCAUCGUCCUCGUCGGGACCUUUGCUGGUGGGGUAUCGCCCUACUUCUUCAAGUGGAAUGAGGGGUUCCUCUUGCUGGGGACGCAAUUCGCGGGGGGAGUGUUCUUAGGGACAGCCCUGAUGCAUUUUCUCAGUGAUUCGGCGGGAACGUUCGGGGAUCUGACGGAUGUCGAGUAUCCGUUUGCGUUCAUGCUUGCUUGCGCUGGGUAUUUGAUGACGAUGAUGGCGGAUUGCGUUAUCUCGCAUGUUUAUGCGAAGAGUGGCAGUGGAAGGGAUGUGGAAAACGGAGGUGGGAGUGUUCAGCAAAGUAAAGUCAGUGGUAAUGGUGGAUACUCACAAUCUCAUGGUCAGGUCAAUGACGGAAGGGAAACUCAAUUUAUAAAACCACUUCCUACGGUUGGUUCAUUCGGUGAUAGCGUUUUGCUGAUUGUUGCGCUCUGUUUUCACUCUGUAUUUGAGGGCAUUGCAAUUGGAGUUGCAGAGACUAAAGGAGAUGCUUGGAAAGCCCUAUGGACUGUUUGCUUACACAAGAUAUUCGCUGCCAUUGCAAUGGGCAUAGCUCUCCUGCGGAUGAUUCCUGGCCGCCCUUUCUUAUCAUGUGCAGCCUAUGCUUUCGCCUUUGCCAUCUCCAGCCCUGUCGGGGUUGUCAUCGGCAUUGUAAUAGAUGCCACAACACAGGGGGCUGUGGCUGACUGGAUAUACGCCAUCUCGAUGGGUAUUGCUACUGGGGUUUUUGUAUACGUCUCGAUAAACCAUCUACUCUCCAAAGGAUUCACACCACAGAGACCUGUCGUGGUCGACGCUCCUUUUUACAAGUUCUUGGCCGUGACAUUGGGUAUUGGGGUCAUUGCUGUUGUGAUGAUUUGGGACACAUGACCCUUGGGCUGAGAUGGUCCCCUGAAGCCCUCGUAUUCCCUUGAGAUGACUUCUCCUUAGCAGAAAGGGAAUGUUCAGAAUCUCAAAGUGUGGAGCCCAUCUAAUCAGGUUCCAUAAAUCUCUCUCCUGUAAAGAAAAAUCAGUGCACUUUCUAGUUAUAUGCAUGAUGUAAGUCAGAAAUUUCAGAGAAAUGGUUCUUAAUAUAUUACAGAUGUUGUUUUAAUUAUA
Molecule: messenger RNA, 1338 nt
Organism: Magnolia sinica
Lineage: Eukaryota; Viridiplantae; Streptophyta; Magnoliopsida; Magnoliales; Magnoliaceae
Product: zinc transporter 2-like
Exons: 4
Coding region: 67-1110 (347 amino acids)
Biological process (GO): zinc ion transmembrane transport
Cellular component (GO): membrane
Molecular function (GO): zinc ion transmembrane transporter activity
Source: RefSeq, a predicted model, not a curated record